Benincasa hispida (wax gourd) is the source of this 2358-nucleotide messenger RNA. RefSeq lists its product as uncharacterized. Gene Ontology annotation, cellular component: membrane. The record is from RefSeq and is a predicted model, not a curated record. Lineage: Eukaryota; Viridiplantae; Streptophyta; Magnoliopsida; Cucurbitales; Cucurbitaceae. Gene Ontology annotation, molecular function: protein binding.
CGCAGUUCCCAUUGCAGUUCCCAUUGCAGUUUUUCGUUUUAAAAAAUGACCAAAGUAAAUUUCCUUGUAUUCCCACUGCUAUUUGCUUCUGCAUUUAGCUUCUGCAUUAGAGAGGCCAUGCGCUUUAAUUUCAUCAUUUACAAUAUAUAUUAGGUUUGGUUAGGCUUAAAUUUGCCAUUAUUCUUAUUGUUGUUGCUGUUGAAAGGUAGAAAAUUAAUUGGAAGGAGGUGGGAGAAUGAAGCCUACAAAGCAGCAGCAGCAGCAAACCAAUCAACAAUAUGCGGCGGCGGCGGCAUCAACUAAUUUUACUUUCGAUCUUUCUAAUGUCAACUUUUCCAGCUUUGACACUCCAAACCCACUUGCUAAUUUUACGGCUCACACCCACGAUUUGGAAGCUCCCCCUCACUCCAACAAUUCCACAGAUAAUUUUGUUCAACCAAGAAAACAAAGAAUUGAAAAUCUUGAACAAAGGAUUAAUCUGUAUCGAACUGCACUUGAGGGUGAUUGGAAAAAUGCUCAAUCUAUUUUGGUGAAUAAUAAAUCAUUGUUAACUGCUUCAAUAACACGAGACAAGGAGACUGCUUUGCAUAUUGCCGCUGGAGCCAAGCACAGUGGUUUUGUGGAAGAGCUUGUAAAACAAAUGAGCAAAGAGGAAGUUGCUUUGAAAAAUAGACAUGGAAACACUGCCCUAUGCUUUGCUGCUGCUUCAGGAGUUGUAAAAAUUGCUGAGGUGAUGGUUAAUAAGAACAAGCAUCUUCCACUUAUUCGUGGCUUUGGUGAUGUUACUCCUCUUUUCAUGGCAGUUUCUUACAAAUGCAAACCAAUGGCUUCCUACCUAUUUUCUGUCACUCAACUCAUCGAGCUAACCUCCGAGGAACAGAUCGAGCUUCUUAUUGCCACCAUACAUAGUGACUAUUUUGAUAUAAGUUUGAAAAUUUUGGAAUUGAAUCCAAGCUUGGCCACCAUGAAAGACACAAAAAACAAUAACGAGACAGCAUUGCAUGUCAUGGCUAGAAAACCGUCAGCAAUCGAUAGUGGAGAUCGGCUAAACUUUUGGAAAAACUGUAUCACUUUCGUGCAAGGGAUCUCCAAUAAAGAAGAAGAGAUGAAGACAGUAGCCCGUCAAUUAGUUGAAUCAUUAUGGAAACAUGCUGUAUUUGAGUUUCCACAAAAAGAGUUGUUGAGCUUCAUUAGACAUCCCUCAAGAUUGCUUCAUGAUGCCGCAAGUGUAGGAAAUGUUGAGUUUUUGGUUUUACUCAUUCGUAGAUAUCCAGAUAUUGUAUGGGAAGAAGACGCUGAUGGUAAAAGUAUAUUUCAUGUAGCAGUUGAGAAUCGACUUGAGGAUGUGUUCAAUCUAAUAUAUGAGAUUGGUGGGCUGAAGGACUUUUCUGCAAAAUAUAGAACCACUGUUAAAGGAAAGUAUAAUAUUCUACAUCUGGCUGCAAAACUGGCUGCUCCUAACCAUCUCGAUAGGGUCUCAGGAGCAGCCCUUCAAAUGCAACGUGAAUUACUUUGGUUUAAGGAAGUAGAGAAGAUAGUCCUGUCGUCCCAACUGGAGGCCAAAUGUGAGGAUCCUCUAAAGUUGACACCGCGCGAGUUAUUCACUAAAGAGCACAAAGAUCUUCGUAAAGAUGGCGAGGCGUGGAUGAGAAACACAGCAAACUCUUGCAUGCUUGUAUCAACUUUAAUUGCCACAGUAAUAUUUGCAGCAGCCUUCACAGUUCCUGGUGGUGAUAAUAGUGAAGGCACUCCUAUAUUUCAAAAGAGGUUUUGGUUCACUGUGUUUGUUAUAUCAGAUGCAGUUGCUUUGAUCUCAGCCUCAAGUUCAAUUUUGGUUUUCUUGUCGAUCCUAACGUCACGCUAUUCAGAAGAUGAUUUCUUGCAUUCACUGCCCUUUAGAUUGCUCAUCGGACUCACUUCGUUGUUCAUCUCCAUUGUGUGCAUGGUGGUGGCCUUUAGUGCAACCUUCUUUAUGCAUUACCACAAUAAUACAAAUACGUGGGUUCCUACCACAGUGGCUACAACAACGAUUGUUCCAGUUUGCUGCUUUUGCGUGCUUCAGUUUAAACUAUGGGUCGAUAUAUUUCACAACACUUAUUUGUCUAAGUUUCUUUUCAGGUCCCGUCAGCGUAAAUUGUCCUCAUCAUCUCCUCUCACGGUUUUUUUCUCAUCAUCUACCACUGACUCUUCCCCUUUGCCCUUACCCAACUCUAUUAUCUGCUCUACGCCUCAUUCUGCACGUGAUUCUGCAUCUUGUUCGCAGGAUUUCAGCCAAUUUACUAUAGACUGGUUACCGACCAACACCAUUAACGACUCUAAUUAACUCCAUGCAUGCAGAAUUUUGGAUUCACCAAAAAA